CUCAGUAUCAACAUUGAGCCGCGCUCGCAGCAGCGCAGCUGACAACACCUCCGCUGAACACUGAUUAAGAGACUUUUUCUUUUUUUUUACACACAGUAAAGAAAACAACAACCGCAUUCUCCGAGUGAAUUGGACCUACAAUUUACCUGAGAUUUUUUUGUUUGUUUGUUUGUUUGUUUUUGUUAAUUCUCCCCACGAUCAUUCGCAUUAUUUGUGGUGGUCAUUCUUCCCGGCAGAUCUGGCGUAUCUGUCGCUCCUUACACAUCUGCUGCUAUCUAUGCUUGCCUGGAUAUAAGUGCUAUGACAGGGAAACUCGUGGACAGGCUCCCUAUUACUAACAUGAGCAGUUUAAUGAGCCCGGUUCCUGACCAUCUCUACCAAGAAGAAGACAUCCCCACGUCUAUGAAUAUUUUCUCCGGCACGGAUUCCAUGUCCCACUAUUCACAGAUGUCCUCAGAUAACAUGAUGGAGAUGGGAAUGGGCAGUGACAAGACAGCCCAGGAUCUGCAGUACAGCGGCUCCUUCCAGCCCAACCGCAGCGGCCAGACAGUCACCUACCUGGGCAAGUUUGCCUUUGACACCCCCCCUACGAGUGGGCUGGGGGGCUCGGGCUGGGGCUCGGACAACAAUAUCAUCAGCCUGGUGAGCGCGGGGAUCCUGGGGGUGUCUCCCUCCCCAGGAGCCCUCAGCACACACACCUCCUCCCCCGCGGGCCAGGCCUCGGAGCUGGAGCAGGUGUACGGCAAUCCGCUGCCUCCUUACUCCAGCUGCAGCGACAUGUACCAGGAUCAGGUGUCCUUCCACAGCCCCGCGACCACGAGCGCGCUGCCUUACUCCAGUGCAGACUACCACCCGGCCAAGCCUGCCAUGGAAAGCAACCUGUUCUCCAUGAUCCCGGACUACAACCUCUUCCACCACCAGGGGGAGGUGAGCGUCAUGGAGCACAAACCCUUCCAGAGCAUGGACCCCAUCAGAAUUAACCCGCCCCCCAUCACCCCGCUGGAGACACUCAGAGCUUUCAAAGACAAGCAGCAAGUCCAUCCGGGAUAUGCAGGUGGGCAGCACCACCAGCACCACCAUCCUUCCCAGCACCACCAACCUCCACCUGCACUCACACUGAAGCCCAUCCGCCUCCGGAAAUACCCAAAUCGGCCCAGCAAGACCCCCGUCCACGAGCGUCCCCACGCCUGCCCAGCCGAAGGGUGUGACAGGCGCUUCUCCCGCUCCGAUGAGCUGACCCGCCACCUGCGCAUCCACACGGGGCACAAGCCGUUCCAGUGUCGCAUCUGCAUGCGUUCUUUCAGCCGCAGCGACCACCUGACCACUCACAUCCGCACCCACACCGGUGAGAAGCCCUUCGCCUGCGAGUUUUGCGGCCGCAAGUUCGCCCGGAGCGACGAGCGCAAGCGGCACGCCAAGGUGCACCUCAAGCAGAAAGACAAAAAGCUGGCGGAGAAAACGGCCGCCACAGGCGGCCACGGCUCCCCUCCUGUCUCCUGCAGCAGCGCCUGCGGAGCCAGCUCCUUGACGGUGACCACAUGUGCGUAAAACUGGACUGAAGCGGGAACUGACGCUGCACAGCACUGCAAAAGGGUCCCCCGUUGCACCACCGUACCUGGGAUUUUCUAUUUGAAGAAACAAAACAAAAAAAACGGGACUCGCAGCUUAUUUUUUCUGUUUUUUUGUUUUUUGUUUUCUAGUUGUUUGUUUUGAAGCUGGACUGUUUUGUGUUUGUGGCGUUUAUUCCACAUGACGUGGAUCUUGCUGGCCUGACCCGUCGCGGGCAGGAGAGAGAGAGAGAGAGAGUGUGCUGGGCUCGUGGGACGCUGCAGUGCGAACGUGCCGUCAGUGGCGUUCCUUAAAGGGUGCAUAUUGCGCGUGGAAUUUUAACACCAGUCUGAUUGCAGACGGACUUUUGUAGCGAAUCGGGAUUGAAAAAAAAUGCACUUAUAGAAACCAGAAUGGUGAUGGGUAUGGGAUGGGCGACUUUUGGAGGCCCUUCAAUAUUUGCUUUGCGUUUUUACUUUGCAAAGCUGUCUUCAAAAAACAACAACGACAACAACACCGAUCUGCUUGUAGGCGCUAAAGAUUGGGUCUUUGCUGUCGGGAUGUUUGCUUUUGAUGGCUGCUUGAGUCAGUUCAACCAGUUUUGUAUCUGGUUCCACUACAGCUUAUAUAUAGCAAAUGCAAUUGUGCCAAAAAAAAGAAUGUGACUUUAGCAAGUGUUCAGUGGUAAUGUCAAAGGGCCCUUUUCAAUGCAGCCGAGUCUUUCGCGACGUUGUUGAUUAUGAUCUUUGAUUUCUUUUAGUUUGUCUCUGGCUGAUUUCUGAAGAAUUCUAAAGUUGUCAAAACCUCAAAAGGAGUGGUAAUCUUGGAACGUGAUCGGGGGUGACCACGCCUAACAUAGCCGAUUCAAAAAGUACAAGAAACAGCUUUAGAAUUUAGACAGAUUCUUGAAUUUAUCAGGAAAAUCAGGAAAAGAAACGGCCAUUCUUAGCUUUUCUCCAUGUGGGAUAUUAAGCACUAUUUUUUUUUUUUUUUUUUUUUACAGAACGGUACGGUAAAUUUGCCCAAAUUAACAGCACUUUGUCAUGCUAGAGUUAAUUAAAUAAUUGAUUAAUUGGUGCACGUCAUCCAAGUUCUGUAACAUUCCUUCAGUUCCAAACAUUACAGAACUAUAUCAUUCUAUUAUACAGUAUUCAAGUCAACGUUCUUUACAAAAUACUGUCCAGAAGGAAUUGAGCUCUGUGCUGUUUUUGAAAAUAACGGAGGGGUGUAAGACUCUGGUUUGAGGGUGUCUUGCCACAUCGCUAAAGUUUCAAUACCAUAGAGAGUGGGACACCCAUGUAAACUUUAACAAACAGAAUGUAAAGCUGCAGCUGUCCAUUUCCAGUGUUAAGUUUUGUUUUUACAGUGACUGAAUGUACAUAAACCGUCGAUUUUGUUAAAAGACGGAACACUUUUUGUAAAUAUAAGAGAAUGUAGUGCAGUUCAGUAGUCCAGUUUGCACAGAGAGAUAUUUUCUUCUGCCUGUUGCCCGGUUUACACACGCUGGGUACCGAUCGAUGCGACUCUAGGUCGUGAUUAGAAGUCUUUUUUUAGGGUUGUGGAGUUUUGAGACAGUGACACACUGACAGCAUCGCAUCCGGAAUCCUGCAGUAGAAUCUUGUAAUGUCGACUUACCGCAUGCGCUUCAGUGGAAACGCAAACAGUGGCACAGCAACGUCACUUUAUAGAUGCAGUGGUAACGUUUUAUAUGGCGAUCCAUUGCAGUAUCUUAUCAGAAGCAGUGUGCUACCGUAUCAGGGCCACUGGGCAAUCUUUGAUCUUGAUUUUCUAAACGUUUUCCCGGGGCUUCAAGUCACACUUACAACCAGCUCAUUAGAUACCCUAUAAGGCUUGACUCAACAUUUCAGUAUUUAACUGCUGGAAAUACGAACUGCCCCCUUUUUUCUUAUUAGUCAAUAAUCUGCACCCAAACAAUGUGCUUUUACUGCGCAUUUAUACCAACAGCAGCACCAUCCAAUGCAACACGAUAAUAAGCAAAUACGCAGCUGUGCAUAAACACACACACAAAACAACACGUUCAAUGUGCAAACAACACUGGCCAGAUUGGUCUGUUAACCCUAAGAAAAUGAAAUAAAACUAAUAACGAUUUAAGACUUUUUUUUAUUUUUUAAACGGAAUCUGACGGAGUAAACCCGCUCCUAGUGUUUGGAAGCUGGCUGUUAAGAGUACAUUGCUGGAAGGCAUUGACUGAGGCUCUGCAUAGCUGAGCGACUGAACCCUGCAGUAAAGGUAGAGGGUCCCGUGUCUGUUUAGCCACUGUUAGUCUAAAAAGCUCCAGCUCUUGCACAGUGACAUUAUUUGGAAAGUUUUAGUUGAUUGGUAUCCUGGUAUCUUCUUCAUUGCAUUAAAACGUGUUACAAUAUUAUACUGAUGCAAUAUUUUCGGCAAUACAGCCUACAUAUAUGUAUAUUAGGGUUAAAGUCAGCAGGUUAUCCAGUCCAAAUUGGACUAAUGCUAAUGCUUGAAUUAAAUGGAUAAUCCUAUUUCUAACCUAACGUGCAGUUAUAUAUAUAUAUAAAAACCAAAAGAUAAUAACACUGCUUGCAGUGCUUGCUGGGGUUGAGGAGAGCCUGGGGACACGAAGCACAGCUUUUGCUUUUGCUAGAGUUUGCAGCAAGGCACGCAGCACUCGCAUCCAGUCGCAUGCGCAACACGGUACUCCAUCACUCCAAAAGGUUUCGUUUAGAGUCUCUGCAAUUCUCUGGAAAGCACGCUCCCAUUGGCUAAACAGGCAGAUACAAAUAACUUCCCUUCCCCGCCCACCCCUGACCCAGCUGCCCUUUAUACACACGCCCUGCAGCAGAUCCAACGGCACCAGAGAACUGGAUGGUGGGAAGUUCAGCACUGAAGUCUCACAGGAUUUCCUUGUGUUUCGUGUUCUGGGAUGCUGGCCGCGCAGUAGUUUUGGCAAGCGUCCAUUCCUUCUCCAAUUAGCACGGAAUUCGAGAUUUGGAGCAGACCUUUUCAAGCCCCCGGCAGAUGCCACAGAUGCAGGUUACAUUCAAAACAAGGGAAGAUGUUUUUAUCCAGAUUCAAAUGUAAUGCGAUUCCAACGCCGGUUUCCAAAGACUCUACAUCAUUAACAUUGACCGUAAACAUCACCUUUGACAAAGGAGCAAGCCGACGUCUCAGUGAAGUCCACAACAUGCUGUAAUUUUCGUUCAAACUCAAACUGUAUUGUCAUUUAGCAUCUUAAAAUUCAGAGGGUCGUUUUUAAUCAAAUCAAAUCAAAUUAAACCCUUUACUCGCUUAUCUCAUUGUUAAAAGUUGAAAUGUGCUUUCUAGGUGUAUUUCAGCUUCAGUUAUGUUGUUUUCUGCGUUACGUUGUAUUAUAAUUGCUGUGUGCGCGCAAGAGGGGAAUUUGCUAAGUUUGAAAAUUAAACUCAACAGCUACCCAGCUUUGAAAAUAACCCCACAGUGUACAGCAAUAUUCAAUAAAAUGAACGACUACAGAGAAGAAAAAAAAGUGUGUCCUUAAUCCAACUUAAUUCACAUGUGUUUAUUUUAAAAGGAGUUAGAUCAGGGAAUAUAUAGGAAUUGCAUACCGGGUGCUGUACGAUUCAAUUUGCUGUCCGCUCCUCGGGAGGUAAGAGAGGCGUUGCCACCUGCAGUGGGUUUAAAUGAUCUUGUAUCUUACUCAUCACCAUCAACUGUAUUUUUUAUAACAUUUAAUUAAAACAACAACAAUUAAAUAAUCUGAUCGUUAACAUCUGAUGCAAACUCUCAUACAAGCCAUCUGAUACACAUCUUUCGCCACUUCGAUCUAUUUGAAAUAUAUUCCAAACAAGACCCAGCUGUUGCGGUGUUAGGCAUAUAUUUGAGCCCAGUUCGUGUUUAAAAUGAUUACCCAUGAUCGGAUAGGACUGGACUGUGCACUACAGAAUUUAUUGAAUGAUGGUGAGUCAUUACCUUCUGUGUUCUCCACAACCCCUGGUUCUGGUUCUUUUGUGCCGGGUUUGUCUUGUUCAUACACACGAGGAUUUGAUCUCAACUUUAUAGGCGUCCUCAUCGUGUAUUGUAGAGUUGCAUGUCACUGCACGAAAACUGUCACAUUUCUAAAAAAUAAAAAUAAUAAUAAUAA
This is a messenger RNA of Polyodon spathula (Mississippi paddlefish), 5650 nucleotides long. RefSeq names its product early growth response protein 3-like. The transcript is spliced from 2 exons. Bases 301 to 1548 code for a protein of 415 amino acids. Gene Ontology annotation, biological process: regulation of transcription by RNA polymerase II. Lineage: Eukaryota; Metazoa; Chordata; Actinopteri; Acipenseriformes; Polyodontidae. The record is from RefSeq and is a predicted model, not a curated record. Gene Ontology annotation, molecular function: DNA-binding transcription factor activity, RNA polymerase II-specific; RNA polymerase II cis-regulatory region sequence-specific DNA binding.